Messenger RNA from Wasmannia auropunctata (little fire ant), 517 nucleotides. RefSeq names its product diamine acetyltransferase 2-like. Lineage: Eukaryota; Metazoa; Arthropoda; Insecta; Hymenoptera; Formicidae. Gene Ontology annotation, molecular function: N-acetyltransferase activity. The transcript is spliced from 2 exons. The record is from RefSeq and is a predicted model, not a curated record. The coding region runs from base 66 to 308 and encodes 80 amino acids.
AAAAUCUCAUUGGUUACGCUUUUUAUUCGUACACUUAUUCUCCAUGGACUGGAAGGUCUAUAUUUAUGGAAGAUCUUUACGUGGCAUCGAAUUUUCGACAGAAAAACGUUGGCAGCAAAAUUUUACAAGCCCUUGCGAAAGAUGCAUUGGAAAACAAUUGUAACAAAUUAGAUUUCAAGGUUCUUAACUGGAACUCAGCACAAAAUUUUUAUCAAAAACUAGGGGCGAAUGAUUUGACGAUUAAAGAACAAUGGCAUUAUUAUCGUUUUGAUAAUGAAGAGUUGAAAAAAUUAGCGUUUCAAAACUAGCAUCUGAUCUAGAUAAGCUAAAAUAUAACAACUGAUAGUAACAGAGUGUUUUAAUGAUGGAUAGUAUAAUAAUUAAUUUAGUAUUAAUAAUAGAAUAACUGCUUUACAGUAAAAAUCUACUUUAUAAUAGUAGCAAAAUAUUUACUUUAUUAUUAAUAUAAAUAAUGUACAUAAAACUUGAUAAAAAUUUGGUAAAAAUUUAAAUUAUU